Messenger RNA from Microthlaspi erraticum, 789 nucleotides. Lineage: Eukaryota; Viridiplantae; Streptophyta; Magnoliopsida; Brassicales; Brassicaceae. The record is from the annotation of a GenBank genome assembly.
AUGGAAAAUCAAACUGAUAGGAGGUUUACUUGGGUGAUUAAAAAUUUCUCCUCUGUGAAAUCAAAUGAUACAUACUCUGAUGAAUUCAUAGUUGGUGGCUGCAAAUGGCGUUUUCUGGCCUAUACCAAGGGAAACAAUAAGCCUAAUCAUUUCUCUUUGUAUCUCGCCGUUGCUGAUUCUAAAACUUUGCCUCUUGGGUGGAGAAGACACGCUAAAUUUUCGCUAACAAUAGUAAAUCAAUUCUCGGAUAAACUGUCCCAAGCUAAAGAAUCGGAAAACUGGUUUGAUCAGAAUAGUAAUGACUGGGGGUUUUCAGAAAUUAUUACCAUCGCCAAACUUAAUGCCGGAGAGGGAUUUAUGGUGAAUGGAGAAGUCAUAGUUGCUGCCAAAGUUGAUGUACUUGAAGUUGUAGGUAAAUCAGAAGAACCUUCACCAGUAAUGGAAACCAUAUAUGUUGACGGGAUUCAAGUUCUUCCUUCACAGGUAAAAUCUGUGAACCGUUUGUUUGAAAGACACCAAGAUAUUGCAUCAAAAUUUCGUCCAAAGUAUCCAUUUAUGAAGACGGCGUACAUGACUGUCCUCCUAAGCUUAACCGAGUGGCUGUGUCAAUCGCCUAAGGAAAUUUCUAAGGAUGAUUUUGCAGAUAAAGAUGCUGCUCUUGCAUACUUGACGGAUGCAGGGUUCGAGUUAGGCUGGUUGGAGAAGAAACUUGAUGAAGUAAAGGACAAGAAGAAGAAAGAAGAAGCUUGUUUGGCACGGCUUCAAGAAAUGGAGCAACAACUUCAAUAA